AGUGACUUAGUGCUCUGACAUUUAAAACUGAGUCACAAUCACAGUUCUGCUAAAGCAUUGUUUCUCCUGAAGGACUUGGUCUACUUCUAUCCUGCAGGCAACAUGCACCUCCUGAUAUCCUUCUCUGUCUGCCUUCUCCUGGCUGUGACUGCCGUGGCUCAAAAACCUCAUCCUUGCAAAUCCCCCCCUUUAAUGGUUGGACGCUUGAGCAUGAUUUACCCCAAAGGGCAGCUGUAUGUGUAUGAAAGAUUUUCCUAUGAUGGUUUGGGGCAGAGGAUAAGGGUCUGGGCAGAAGGAACGAACCAUAACCAAUCAUUCUACGAAGAUAUCCUCAUGCUAUUCCGAGAGGGUGUGGUGUAUCACAUAUCCUACAGAAACCAAACCUGCAAGAAGAGGGCCCUGAAAGUGCGCUUUCAGCCAAUGGAAGUCCCCCAUAAUGCCACGCUCCAGGCCCAGAUCAUCAUUGGAAGCUCCUCUGGUCCUGGACAGGGGCUGCUGGUCAAUAAUUGGGUGGGAGAAAUUCCUGAAAAGCAAGCAAAUUUCUACAUGACGUUCACGGAGUUUGGGUGCCUUCCCGUCUCGACCCUGUACACCAGUGAGCAGUACGGCUGGAUUUUCACAAGUUUCUUCAACCUCGUGAUCGGGAUUGAGGACCCUCAGGACUUCAUUCCUCCCGAUUUCUGUGACACGACAAAGCCAGUGGAUGAGGGAGAAGAGGUGGUGACUGACUUCUUUGAAGCCCUUCUAAGAAAGGAUGAUCAAUAGGAGACAACUAUGGCCUAAGUUAAAGUGCCUCUGCAUGUCUUUUAACUAUGGAUUCAAAGUCAAUAUGUUGCACUGAAUAUGCCCUACCUUUGGCAGUUGAUUCAGAAUUUAAUUAUUUGUUUAUUUGGGAAACUACUGAUUAUAAGACAACUUUUUGAGGGAUGACUACUUUCUUGCCUUUGAGUAUGAACCUGUAUUUUAUAAUUACCCUGAAUCUUCUCAGUUGCUGUACAUAAGAAGAUAACCCACACGUUUUUUGUAUUUUUCUAAAAUGGUUUACAAUUAUGUACAAAUGUGAAAAAUGCAAAUAGGUACUACUGUAAGAACAAACAAUAAAUAACAACAUGCAUGCAA
Anguilla rostrata (American eel) is the source of this 1119-nucleotide messenger RNA. Its product is annotated as ependymin-like. Gene Ontology annotation, biological process: cell-matrix adhesion. The transcript is spliced from 6 exons. Gene Ontology annotation, cellular component: extracellular region; lysosome. NCBI's taxonomy places the organism in Eukaryota, Metazoa, Chordata, Actinopteri, Anguilliformes, Anguillidae. Gene Ontology annotation, molecular function: calcium ion binding. The record is from RefSeq and is a predicted model, not a curated record. Bases 103 to 765 code for a protein of 220 amino acids.